Molecule: messenger RNA, 255 nt
Organism: Trachemys scripta elegans
Lineage: Eukaryota; Metazoa; Chordata; Testudines; Emydidae
Product: gallinacin-5-like
Exons: 3
Coding region: 1-255 (84 amino acids)
Biological process (GO): innate immune response in mucosa; defense response to Gram-negative bacterium; defense response to Gram-positive bacterium
Cellular component (GO): extracellular region
Molecular function (GO): CCR6 chemokine receptor binding
Source: RefSeq, a predicted model, not a curated record
AUGGGGCCAGAGAGACCGAGAGAGAAAGAGCAAGAACUGUGGUGCGGACAUCCUGACCAACCUUCAGCCAUGAAGAUCCUUUACCUUCUCUUGGCUGUUGUCUUCUUGGUGCUCCAGAGUGCUCCAGGAUUCACCCAGGCUCAGAACAUCAUUCAGUGUAUACGUCUCGGGGGUUCCUGCCAGAGUGGGUCAUGUCCCAGCGGUUUUGCUCGUAUUGGCACCUGCAGCGGUUCAGACAGCUGCUGUCUACAGUAA